Magallana angulata is the source of this 1661-nucleotide messenger RNA. RefSeq names its product E3 ubiquitin-protein ligase XIAP-like. Bases 381 to 1304 code for a protein of 307 amino acids. NCBI's taxonomy places the organism in Eukaryota, Metazoa, Mollusca, Bivalvia, Ostreida, Ostreidae. The transcript is spliced from 5 exons. The record is from RefSeq and is a predicted model, not a curated record.
GGACGAGCAUGAUUCGUAACAGUUUCUCCGAAUGGGAGGUUAUUCAUUUUCAUCCAGCAUCUGUUGUGCCUCUCGGUUUUCAUUGCUACAUGUGGGAUGUGGGUUAGAUACUGAGUCAAAACCAAUCUUUGAUGAGUGUUUCUCACCAAGGACUUCCAGUUGUAUCUGCAGGGAUUUGUCAAAGUAUUUUUGAGUCCUUAACUUCAUCAUAAAGACUCAGUAAGCUCAAUCGAUCCUAUAUGUCAAAUGCUUUGGUGAUUUGUAAAUAUUAACCAGGGUUAAAGGAAGUCAACUAAGACACAUUUGGCAGCAUUUUUCAGACUGUUGUAUCCCAUAUAUACCUCAUUACAUUAAACGGGUAAAAAACAACCGAGAAUAUAAUGUCAUCAGAAGACAUGCAAAACAAUCCAAGUUCAUUUGAUGAACGAUCUUUCUCUAAUCAAAGGGGGGCAGCAGCUGAAUCCAUAAAUGUGUCAAUUGAAAGUAGUGACAAUGUGCCAAUUGAAAUAUGUACUGACAUGAUGCCAGUUGAAUGUAGUGACAAGAUGCCAAUCCAAUGUAGUGAGCCACCCCAGGAGAUGACUCAGCCCCCGAUAGGAUUAGUUAUUGAAGAAGUUCCACAGAAUUCUGAGUAUGUAAACUUGGAGGGAAAUUCAGCUCAAGCAAGCAGAGCUUCGAAUCCAAUAGUGCCGGUAUUCCACCUUAGCCAAUCAAUUCAUGAUGACAACAGGUUGCAUCAGUUUACUGAAAGACUGGACACAUUUUCAUGCUGGUCUUCUCCACAACGUAGAGAAGAUAUGGCACUGGCAGGCUUUUACUAUACGGGUUGUGGAGACAGGGUGCGUUGUGCCUUUUGCAAUCUUCAGCUACAAGAGUGGAAUAUUGAUGUUGAGCCUUUUUCACGACAUACGUAUGAGAAUCCAAGGUGUCCUUUUAUAGAGAAACCAACUUGUUGCAUGAAUAUGACAAGUCUGAUUGAUGAAGAAGUGGUAAAGGAAGUACUAGCAUUUGGAUUCCAGUGGAACGAUGUAGAAGUGGCUGUUGCCAGACUGCUGUCCUGUAGAUGUACAGAUGAAAUCACUGCCUUAGAGAUUCUGAAGUACUUUUUCCAGAAUGAAAAAGAAAAUGAGAUUCAGCAUGUUCCAAAGAUGGAGCACUGUAUGGUGUGUUAUCUUGAGGACCCAAACAUUCUGUUCCUACCUUGUUGUCAUAUCUGUUGUUGCCAGAGCUGUGGGGAGAAAUGUUUCUUGUGUUCAUAUUGUCACUGCCGCAUCAAAGCCAAGAAGAGAAUAUACAUUCCAUAGCGUAUAGAAACAGCACCAGACUGAGAGAAACCAUGACUCUGCAUUUGGUUUUAAUUUGAUAUUGUUGCAAAGAUUACAUUUUAUUAGAUGCAUGCCCACAAUUUGAACUGAAUAUUUUGCGUUGUUUCUCUAUCUUUAUACCAAGGCAGCCUGCUGGUGCAAUACUCUAAGAAUCAGAGAGUAGAAUAAAGAACAAGCUUUAAACACUUUAUUUCCCCCAUCAUCCUUUAUUUAUUUUUUCCAGAUAGGGACCAUUCUCAUUGUUACAGCAGGCCAAAGACAGCUAUUUUGAUGCAAUAUAUAUUUUUACAUUAUUUUAUAUGUAUACCAUUGUUGGUAAUAAAUUAUUCUUACACA